Neopelma chrysocephalum (saffron-crested tyrant-manakin) is the source of this 1381-nucleotide messenger RNA. It is a transcript of the gene LYSMD2, whose product is annotated as LysM domain containing 2. The transcript is spliced from 3 exons. Lineage: Eukaryota; Metazoa; Chordata; Aves; Passeriformes; Pipridae. Bases 47 to 634 code for a protein of 195 amino acids. The record is from RefSeq and is a predicted model, not a curated record.
GGCGGCGGCGGCGCGGGGCCGCGGGCGCUGAGCGCGGGGUGGGAGCAUGGCCGAGGCGCUGCGCCAGGAGCCGCCGGGCGGGCCCGAGUCGGAGGCCGAGCUGUCGCAGCGGCUCGCCCGCACCAAGGCCCGCUCGUACGGCAGCACGGCCAGCGUGGCGGCCCCGCUGGCAGAGCGAUACGUGGAGCACCGGCUGAGCGCCGGGGACACGCUGCAGGGCAUCGCCCUCAAGUACGGCGUCACGAUGGAACAAAUAAAGAGGGCAAAUAAACUGUUCACUAAUGACUGUAUAUUUCUGAGGAAAACCCUGAAUAUUCCUGUUGUAUCAGAGAAACCAUUACUGUUCAAUGGACUUAGUUCACUGGAGUCUCCUGAGAAUGAAACUGUUGACAGCUCCCCUUCUUGUGAUGAAGGACUAGUAACAGUUCAGGAAGAAAGUAGUUCUUCUCCCAGUCCUCAAGAGCCUGACAGUCAGCCCACUGCACCAGAAGAAUUAUCUGCCAAAGAUUUCCUACAGAGAUUGGACUUGCAGAUUAAGUUAUCCAAACAAGCAGCCAGAAAACUAAAAGAUGACAAUGUCAGAGAGGAGGAGGAUGAGGAAGGUCCCUAUGCAACUUCUUCAUAUCACCAGUAGAAGACACAGAUGUGAUGGCCUGAAAACUUCCCAUGAAAUCAGUUCUUAAAGAACUAAACAGUCAAUAAUUCGAAACCCAAGUCUUUUGGACUCAUCAUCUUGAUGUACUUAAAAGAAGUCAUGAAUGGGUAAUUGCACUGAAACGAUGACCUCUUCUGCCUUCCAUAGGUUAAUGUCCUUAUGCUAUAUCAACAAAGGGUUUAAGCCUUCCAAAACUAGUCAUGGCCUUUCUACCCCUUCAGUGCAAACUGUAGCAUGGUAGCAACAAUAUAUCCUUGAGGUCACCUUUAUGCAGGAUGUUGAUCUUUAGUAAAGAUUUUGUAAAUAAUUGUUAAAGUGAAAUUUGUUUUAAGUAUUUAAAAAUAUUAAAGUUUGCUUGUAAAUGACAACCUAUGAAAGUAAUAGGAAUUUACAUAUUCUGCAAACAUAGGCAAGUUUGCUGUGAAAGUUUUGUCUACUUCAGGGCUGCAGAACUUGCCUCUGAACUCUGUGUGUGUGUCUGUGUGUGGUUAUGAUGUAUUCCUAGAAAGGGGAAUUCAACUUGCUUUGAUGAGUUAAAGCCUUUAUGGCUAAACAACUGUUUGCAAAUUGGACUUCUGCUAAUACAAGGGACGAGUUACAGCCAGAGAUUUUUCUUUGUGAGAUAUGACAUUGGAAUAUCAGGUGUAUGUUCUUGUGUGCAGUUAUAUUUUGUGUGGGUUUAAUUUAAUAAAAUACAAAAAUACCGAUGUGUCUGUUCAUAAUGCA